UGGCUUAAACGCAAGGUGCAUUUUCGUUGGAAGUUAUUUGCAUAAACGCACGGUCGACAUCCGAUAGGUCAUGCCGUCUCUUGAUCACAGCAAAAAAUGGAGUCGACCAAAUCAGCUGAUGAGGUCGAAAAAAAGCUUAAAUUACAACUAUUAGCUGAAGAAUCUGAAGACUGUGUCUGCUCUAAAGCUUCGGAAAAGAGUUUCUUAGGAUGGCGUCGGUAUGAAGAGCAAAAAGAACACAAAAAGCGAUGCGAAACCAGUCGAGCUGGUAACCAAGCGUUGUUAAGGCGAGAGAAAACACUUCUCGCUGCUACGGGGGACUUUUUAUUUCGCCACUAUGAGUCGUUUGACCGUUACAUGGCCCAGUAUCGAGAGAACCACUCGACAUCUUGUAUGGAAAGAGAACUGAACUUAAUACCUAUACUUGGCGUUGAUGUUCCUGACCCCUAUUUUCCCAAGAUCGCGAAUUCAAGUGCUUUGAUGGAACGAAUUAAAAUAAUUGAGGCGCUAUCAGAUUUUUACAAACUGCCUAAAGAUGCAAACAGUGAUGUAAAGAACAUUUGCUUGACUGGGAAGAAAGCAGAUCCCGCAGAAAGAAGAUACUUACCUCAGACACCAAAAAAAUCAAAUAACAGCACGCUACCCGCGUUAAUCAUAAAUUCCGCCAACGACGUGAACGACGUGCCGUGUUUGCCUACAGUACGAGAGGGUGAAGACGAAGAAGAUUGUAGUGGACGUCAACAGGGGCCAUCUAUGGAUGAACGUUGCCCAGAAAUAACUAAAAAUGACUUUAAUAACUGCAAUCGCUUUGAAAACAAUGAGAAAAAUUUUCGUAAAACGUGUACAAAUCUAGAAAGAGAGAGUAAACCAAAACUGAAAGAGUCGUUCGUUCUUCCUGCAGCAAAACUCGUUUGUAAUGAAAGUACGGAUAAAGAACGGGAAUAUUUACGAACUACUUUGCCUCGGAUACCUUUGUGGAUAGAAUACGAACCGAAUAAAGAAAGACAGCGUAAAGAAAUGGUGUUAGAAACUUUACGAAUCGGGAAAAAAUGUAAAGCGUCGAAAAAAGGUAGUUCGAGUAAUGAAACGCAGGGAGAAUGCCUCAACUUACGUAGUAACUUGGAUACGAGAGAAGGAAUUCCACCGCCUUCAAGGGGAAACCUUCGUCUGGGAACAACCGUUAGACCUGCCACUAACCAAAAAGAUGUAAAAAGAAAAACAAACGUUCCUCAAACUCCACAGGGUAGAUUUGACUUGCAUAGCAACAGUUAUCUAUCGGGGUCGUCUCAUCAGUCAAGGAAGUCUAAACUUCCAGUAGAAACUACUUUUAUUAAAAUACUAGGUAACCAAAAGGUGGCGCCCCCGAAACCAUCGAAUGUGAAUACAGAGAGAAAAAGAGACACUCCGAGAACAAAGAUUCGGCGUCAGUCAUCUAGCAAGGAAUAUCAAGGAAUACCCUUGCGAUACCUUCGUAAAUUUGGUCGACACAAUUUCAAUCACGUGUUAGAGGCACGUUCAUACAAACCUGAGACCAGAAAACUUGGAUCUACGAUUAUUCCUAAUUAAAUAUUGAUAUGACAAAGCUAUUGGAUCACGUGACCAUUUCCCGCCAUAUUUCCCGCCUUUACGGUAACACAUGUUCUGUUAAACAGGUUAUCUGCAAAAUGGCGGGAAACGAUCACGUGAUAUGCUAAUAUGUUUAUAUCUCAUUUAUGGGCGCUAAGAAAUUUUCUGUAAUAAAAUUAUGAAAUAUU
Messenger RNA from Actinia tenebrosa (Australian red waratah sea anemone), 1754 nucleotides. RefSeq lists its product as uncharacterized. Lineage: Eukaryota; Metazoa; Cnidaria; Anthozoa; Actiniaria; Actiniidae. The record is from RefSeq and is a predicted model, not a curated record.